Nothoprocta perdicaria is the source of this 1845-nucleotide messenger RNA. RefSeq names its product probable G-protein coupled receptor. Gene Ontology annotation, cellular component: signaling receptor complex; plasma membrane; endosome. Gene Ontology annotation, molecular function: G protein-coupled receptor activity. Gene Ontology annotation, biological process: G protein-coupled receptor signaling pathway. The transcript has 2 exons. The record is from RefSeq and is a predicted model, not a curated record. Lineage: Eukaryota; Metazoa; Chordata; Aves; Tinamiformes; Tinamidae. Bases 154 to 1380 code for a protein of 408 amino acids.
GGAGCAUCCAUCGUGUCCUGUGGAGCGCAGAUGAGGAGCCUGCCGGUGGAGGAGAUGGUGAUCACGCUCGUGGCAGCGCUCUGGUCCAAGGGACGYGGGCAAAGAGCUCGUGCCGCUCAGGUGCAGGAGCUGCUGGCUUAGCCCUCCCGGGGCAUGGCCACCCCAAUGGGGCUGAACACCACGCACGGCCUCGAGCAGCUCCCUGCCGCGGAGCAGCCCGCGCUCCAGGAGGUGGCGGGUCUUCUCUGCAUGAUCCUGCUCACGGUCACCGCGCUGGUGGCCAACGCGGUGGUGAUGUUCGUCAUCCUCAAGGCUCCCCUCCUCAGGAAGUUCGUCUUUGUCUGCCAUCUCUGCCUGGUUGAUCUCCUCUCCGCCAUCUUCCUCAUGCCCCUGGGGAUCAUCUCGAGCUCCUCCUACUUCAACAAGGUCAUCUACAGCAUUGCCGAGUGCCAGACCUUGAUCUUCCUGAACGUCUGCUUUAUCAGCGCCUCUAUCCUCACCAUCUCCAUCAUCAGCGUGGAGCGCUACUACUACAUCGUGCACCCCAUGAGGUAUGAGGUCAAGAUGACCAUCAGGCUGGCUGUGGCCGGGGUGGCCUUCGUUUGGGUCAAAUCUGCCCUCAUGACCAUCUUGGCACUGGUGGGCUGGCCAGAAGGCAACGGGGCCACCAGCGCCAGCCGGUGCACGGUCUACUGGAGCCCGGGAGCCCACAAGAAGGUCUUCGUGGUCCUCUUCAGCRUUGCCUGCUUCAUCCUGCCCACCAUCAUCAUCUUCGCCGUCUACUGCAGCAUCUACCGCGUGGCGCGGACGGCGUCGCUGCAGCAGGUGCCCGGGCCGGCGCGGGCGGCCGCCCCCAGGCCCCGCUCCGACUCCCUCGCCAGCCGGUUGACCAUCGCCACCACCAGGAACCUGCCGCUGCCCAGGCUGAGCCCGGAGCGCCUUUUGGCGGGCAACAAGGCCAUCCUCACCUUGCUCCUCAUCGUGGGCCAGUUCUUGUGCUGCUGGCUGCCCUUCUUCGCCUUCCACUUGCACUCCUCCAUCUCCGCCGCCGCCGCGGCGGGCGAGGGCCGUGGGGAGAUGGUGGUCACCUGGCUCGCCUACUCCUCCUUCGCCAUCAACCCCUUCUUCUACGGGCUGCUGAACCGGCAGAUCCGCGAGGAGCUGGCCAGGCUCGGGCGCAGCUGUGUGCACCGGCCGCUGGGGCAGGAGCUGUGUCUCGCUGUGUCCGAGGCCUCCGUGCAGGAGAACUUCCUGCAGUUCCUCCAGAGAGCCACCUGCACGCUGGAGCCCCGCGCCGGCUGCGCCGGCCCCAGGAACAGGCUGGAGCAGAGCGGGGCGGAUUGUCCCAUCCCGGGUCAGGUGCCCGAGGAGAGCAGCUGAGGAGCGGGGAGCCCCGUCCCACCACGYGGGGCAGGAGGAGCGCGAGUCCUCGUGGCACUGGCUUCAUCCACCUGAACUGGCUCCAUCCACACCCCAUCCCAGUGGAUGUGGAGGGGUCCGUGUCCAGGCUUUGCCUCCUCUCCGAGCGUCUAUUGCAGACCAAGGCGCCUGCCCGUUCUCUUCCCCCGGGAGAAGGCAGCACAGUUGGGGGAUCUCCAUCUCCCGAGGCCUGGCGCUGGGACCAUCCCUGGCCUCACCAGAGGACCGGUCACCUCAACUGGACAGGCUCUUGCGUGUGGAGGCCAAGCCGGCCGGCUGAAGGACCCUGACACGAGGGCAGGGGAKGGGGUCCCUGCACUUGGACCCAUGGACCCCGGUGACCAUGGACCACGGGGAAGGCUCCUCACAGCCAGUGGUCCCAGUAACCCCACUAACCCCCGCACCGCCAGCCUCCUCUAACCUCCA